AUGCUUGAGGCCAGUAGUGAUGACUUGUUCCUGCCCUCUUCUCAAGAUGAGGAGCUGGUUGACAACCUGCUUUCCAGUGAGGAGUCAGAUGUACACAGUGAUGGUGGGAGCUUCUCCCUGGCCAAAGCCCUUCUCCCCCUGGCAGAGACCUCCUCUCCUUCCCUUAUCCCUUGGGUCUGCUCCACCCGCUACAAGACCGAACUCUGCACCAGCUACUCCGCUUCUGGUUUCUGCAAGUACGCCGAGCGCUGCCAGUUCGCCCACGGCCUCCAUGAACUCCACGUUCCCUUCCGCCACCCAAAGUAUAAGACGGAGCUGUGUCGCAGCUACCACACUACAGGCUACUGUUACUAUGGCAGCCGUUGCCUGUUUGUUCACAGCCCAACCGAGCAGCGCCCCACCGUCCGUCGCCGCAGAAACGUCCCUUGUCGCAUCUUCCGUUCCUUUGGGGUUUGCCCCUUUGGCAGCCGUUGUAACUUCCUGCACAUCGAGGGUGGAGAUGAUGUGGGCAGCAGUGUGAAGGCUAAUGAAGAGAAGGGCUGUCCACUCCAGCCACCAACCAAGGAGUGGAAUCCUCGAGGAGUGCUGUGCCGUACCUUCAGCUCCUUUGGAUUCUGCCUGUAUGGAACUCGCUGUCACUUCCAGCAUGUCCUCCCCAACAAACUCAAAACCUCCAACCAGAACCAAGCUUCCCCGGGCAGCUCGGGUUUACCUUCCUCCACCUCACCGAAGUCUUCAAUCUCCUCUUCCUCCUCAACCUCUCCUCUUGCCACUCCAUCUUCAGAUGCCACAGCCCACAAUGCUUUUACCUUUUCUAGUGAGCACCUAAAUGACCUGCUGCUGCCCCUGGCCCUCCAUCUGCAGCAGCUGGAAUGUACCAAACCCCAGGGAGUGUGGGACAACAGGGGGCUCUAACUGGAUGAGACUGAAGAUGAAGCCAGCAUCAGUACUUGCCACAGUUUAAGUGUGCAUGUUUUUGUUUUUUUUCAAAAUAUAUUUUAUAUUCUAACCCCCUUACCCUAGGGCAUUUUUAAGCUGAGGUUGUUUGAAUUGAGAGCUGUCAGCACUUCAAGUUGGACUUGAUCGAUUGAACAGUCAUGGAUCAG
Molecule: messenger RNA, 1106 nt
Organism: Acanthochromis polyacanthus (spiny chromis)
Lineage: Eukaryota; Metazoa; Chordata; Actinopteri; Pomacentridae
Gene: cth1
Product: cysteine three histidine 1
Exons: 2
Coding region: 1-915 (304 amino acids)
Molecular function (GO): metal ion binding; mRNA binding
Source: RefSeq, a predicted model, not a curated record